Molecule: messenger RNA, 1520 nt
Organism: Stegastes partitus (bicolor damselfish)
Lineage: Eukaryota; Metazoa; Chordata; Actinopteri; Pomacentridae
Gene: ntd5
Product: ntl-dependent gene 5
Exons: 8
Coding region: 27-1112 (361 amino acids)
Cellular component (GO): extracellular region
Molecular function (GO): peptidase inhibitor activity
Source: RefSeq, a predicted model, not a curated record
AUACCGUCCCAGGCCCGACUGCGAGGAUGGACCGUGCACCGCUGCUGCUGCUGCUGUCGCUCUGGGCUCUGACCGGAACCGUGUCCCAGCAGGCUUCAGGGUCGUGUCCGGAGAGACUCCUGGGCGACGAGAGGAGGCGGACGUGUCCUCGGCCCUGCAAAGAUGACCAAGACUGCGGCAGCAAGCGUCAGUGUCUGUGCGACGGCCAGUGUGGUCUCAGCUGUGUGGCUCCAGGUCGGACGUGUCCGUGGCCUCUUCCCCAGAGCGAGACCUCCGACGCUCGCCUCCUCUCCCCCACUCACUCCUUCUCCGCCCUGCUGGAGGUUCGCUGCAAGCCGGGAUUCAUGCUGCCCAGCGGCCUGGACGCCACCAUCCGCCGUUGUCAGGGCGACCGGCAGUGGAGCGGCGACGAGCCCAUCUGCACAGAGUCUCCGCCGGCCGAACCUGCCACCACCGCCGCCGCCGCCACCGCCGCCCAGGCCUGCCCGCUGCCUCCGGAAGUGACCGACACCUUCAGCAUCGAGGGCGACGCCGCCGCGGGGACCUCCAUCCGCUACAGCUGCCUGUCCGGGGCCGACAUAGUGGGGAGCAGCGAGAACUUCUGUCAGGAGAACCGGACCUGGCAGUAUCCUCACCCCAUCUGUAAAAAGGUCUACUGCCAGCCUCCCAGCGAGGUGGAGCAGGGCUACGUGGUGGCCGUGCAGAAGACCGAGUAUGAAGUCGGCUUUGACAUCCACUACCUGUGCAAGAAGAACUUCCUGCUGGAUGGACCUCAGAAGAUCACCUGCAUGUCCAACGGCAGCUGGAGUGCCGCGCCGCCGCACUGCAGAGCUCGCUGCCUCAUCCCCGCCGAGCGGAGCCGCGUGGUGAUUGGCGGAGCGAAGCGCUGGCCGUUUGACGUCACGGACGCCAUGGUUCCUCACGGCGAGAACGUCACGUUCUUCUGCAAACACCCCUGGAAGCACUGCAGCUUCGGCGCCGCUCAGAGCUGCUUCGACGGGAAGCUGCAGCCGCCGGCCUGCUACCUCGAGCCCACAUGGCUGCAGUAUAAACUCUUCCCCCACCGGCUGGUCUCAGAAAUCGACGCGUGCGAGUCCGGAGACGAGGAGUGACGAGCUGCUCGACCCGAACCUCCACGAGUCACAACACUUCUGCUGACCGAACCGCGGCGUCGACUCUCCACGUUCUGGUCCGGCGGGGCUGAAAUAGUUCUUGCCAGCUCCGCCGGACCAGCAGGUCGAACGCUGCUGCUCGUAACUAUAAUCUGUAUUACCUUGAUCCUCCUCCGGCUUUGAUGCACGCUGUAGAUGCAGCCAGUGAGCCUCGGCGGUGAUGUCUGUGUAACGCAUUAGUGCACGCUAUAGCAGCUACGCCCGCCAUGAUACCUUCAUGUAGCCGAUCCAUACCGACUGGACUCUGUGAUGUUUCACUGUGAUCUUCUGUCUUCUGUCGACGCGUCAAGUCCUGAGGCUUGUAAGUUUUGAUGAUGUGAGUUGAAAUAAAAUGAUGUGAGAAAGCUU